Messenger RNA from Musa acuminata AAA Group (dessert banana), 1992 nucleotides. RefSeq names its product serine/threonine-protein kinase PBL34-like. Gene Ontology annotation, molecular function: protein kinase activity; ATP binding. NCBI's taxonomy places the organism in Eukaryota, Viridiplantae, Streptophyta, Magnoliopsida, Zingiberales, Musaceae. Gene Ontology annotation, biological process: protein phosphorylation. Bases 471 to 1883 code for a protein of 470 amino acids. The transcript is spliced from 6 exons. The record is from RefSeq and is a predicted model, not a curated record.
CUCAUCUUUGGCUUCGUCUCCGGUUGUCCUUUUCCUUCUUCCCGUUUCCUUCUCGACGUACCACAAUGCUCGAUAGUGCCGCCGGUUAGGGCAGCAGACCUGCAGCCCUCUCCUCCUCCCGCUAGAGUUCCUAGGGCUGGUCGCUUCGUCUCCGUCAUUGCGCCUUCCCCUUUUCUCAAUCUGAGGGGUGCGUUUUCCCGGAGAGAAACCCAUCUGGGGCUUUCGGAGGCUUCGUGAAAUAAAUGUUCGAACUUUGGGGCAGUUGGAGUAUCUCCAAAACGUUCCGUGCUGUUUGGUUCGAGGGUCUCAAGCUCGGAUUUUUAGAGCGGUCUUUGGAGUAGGAUCGGAUUUGACGGCUUGUGUUUGGGGUUUCGGCCUGUUCUUUCCCCCGAUGAAAAAGGAUGUUGGUAGGUGGAUCAAUGUCACCGUAUCUUGAGUGAAUCUUUUUUGGAUCAUAAAGUGUUGGGAGGAUGGGAUUGGGAGCGGAGGAGGUUUGGCUAGCAGCGUGGGCAAGUGGUGGAAGAUCGAAGGAGGAGGAGGAGGAAAGGAAACAGAACAAGGGCGAGGAGACCCUGCGCUGGAUUAAGCUUCGCUCGAUGGGGGGUUGCAUGUCUUCCAAAGCCAAUGUGGACACGACGAUCAGGAGCGUCGGCACACCGCUUGGUAAUGUCUCGCUCGCUCAUGACUUUAACAUCGGUUAUGUGGCGCGUGAUAUCUUUAGUUUGGCUUUACAGGAUGCUGAUACCAAUUCUUCAUCUCCUUCUAAAGCCGUCGAUGAUCUGAAAUUUUCAUCCCACUUGCGAAAGUUCACCUUCAAAGAGCUGAAGUCUGCCACAAGUAACUUCCAACCGGAUGGCCUUCUCGGAGAGGGAGGAUUCGGCCGUGUUUACAAAGGAUGGAUCGAGGAAUAUGGAACAGCUCCCGUUAAACCUGGCACCGGACUUACUGUUGCCGUCAAGAUGCUCAGCCAUGAUCGAAUUCAAGGGCAUAAAGAGUGGCUUGCCGAAGUUAAUCUUCUUGGUGAUGUUCGACAUCCAAAUUUGGUAAAGCUGAUUGGAUACUGCAUCGAGGAUGAUCAGAGAUUGCUGGUGUAUGAGUUUAUGCAACGUGGAAAUUUGGAGAACCAUCUUUUCAGAAGAUCCCGGGAUUUGCCAUGGUCGAUUAGAAUGAAGAUUGCACUUGGUGCAGCAAAAGGCCUUGCUUUUCUUCACGAGGAAGCCGAGAGACGAGUAAUAUAUCGUGAUUUCAAGACAUCCAAUAUCCUAUUAGAUGCUGAUUUCAGUGCCAAGCUCUCGGAUUUUGGCCUCGCUAAAGCUGGUCCUGAGGGCGACAAGACUCACGUAACAACGAGAGUGAUGGGAACAUACGGAUAUGCAGCCCCGGAGUAUGUGAUGACAGGACAUCUGACAACGAGGAGUGAUGUCUACAGUUUCGGCGUUGUGCUGCUGGAGAUCAUGACAGGGAGGAGAACGAUGGACAAAAGACGACCGGCCGGGGAGCAAAACCUGGUGGAGUGGGCACGUCCAUACCUGGGAAACAAACGACAGUUCUACAGGAUUAUAGAUCCUCGUCUGCACGGCAACUUCUCCGUCAAGGGAGCUCAGCAGGUGGCGCAGUUGGUGCAGGCUUGUGUCGGUCGGAACGCCAAGGCUCGACCGCUGAUGAGCGAGGUGGUGGAGGUUCUCAAACCUCUGGUCGAUCUCAACGACAUCGCCAGCAGCUCCUCCUCCUUCCGGGCCAUGACGAAGGAACGCGCUGCUUCGAUUGCCGCCUCCCACCCGAUCGAGUGCAACACACAGCAGCCGAAGAGGAGCAGCAUCUCGCGUGGCUCUUCCCCGUAUCCCCACCCGAUGAGGAGCUUGUCGCAUGGCAGUGAACCAUAGGGAUCGAGCAUGCGUGCUUUCUCAGUCACAUCGAGGAACUCGGGACUACAAUUGAGCAUUUGUAUGUUUACUCUCUCGGAUUAGAUUAAACAUGGCAUUACAAACAUUG